This is a messenger RNA of Peniophora sp. CBMAI 1063, 2724 nucleotides long. The record is from the annotation of a GenBank genome assembly. Lineage: Eukaryota; Fungi; Basidiomycota; Agaricomycetes; Russulales; Peniophoraceae.
AUGUCGUCUUCGUCAGAGAACGAGGCAGACGCUCCUCAACGCAAACGCUCCGCCAAGCGGCCGCGACGCGUCGCGCGAGCCUGCGACUUCUGUCGGCGCCGCAAGAUUCGCUGCGAUGGAGGACAGGGACCGGGUGGCAAAUGUGGGACAUGUGUCUCCAUGAACAAGGAGUGUUCUUAUGUGGUGGACCUGGGCAAGGAUGGCGGUCCCAAGGGGUAUGUGGAGGCGCUGGAGUACAAACUCUCCAAGAUGGAAUUGCUGCUUAAGCGGCUUCACCCUGAGGACGAUUUCUCAUCCGAAGUCGGGAUCCAUAUAACUCGGGAUAACUGGAUGGUUGAGGGCGCGCUGGGGGACACCGAAGCCAACGAAGCCAGUCCCUUCGCUUCUGGCUCUGCGCCAUCUUCGUCUGCUGCUAGACGCCCUCUGAGAUCUAAAUCGACGGCUCAGCCCGACGACCCGGCGUCUAUCUUGGCCAUGCAUCCACCUUCAGACGACGACGAAGAUCUCGUGGUAAAGCUAGGAGAGCUUGACAAAGACUUCAAAAGUAUGCACGUCGGAAGCUUCUUUGGCAAAGCAGGCGGACCAUACCUCGUCAAGACCGCACUGCAGAUCAAGCAGCAGACGCAAACAACGCACCAUGUGAACUGGGCCCACGUACAACGUCCAACAUACUGGUCUCUAAGUCCUUGGGAGCGGGAGGCAUACGAGGUCAAGAUGCGCGCAUACGACUUCCCCGAACCAGACCUGCUGCUCCACCUAGUCAAGCUCUACUUUCUCCACGUCCAACCAUACCUCCCCAUCCUCCAUCGACCAACAUUCGAAAGCGACAUUCGGAAAGGCCUGCACUUUCAUCAAGAGGCCUUUGGCGGAGUGUUAUUGCUCGUCUGCGCUACCGCGGCGCGUUUCUCGGACGAUCCGCGCGUGCUCAUGGAUCAGGAGACGGACGACAAUACGUUCUUGUCGGCGGGGUGGAAGUGGUAUUCGCAGGUCGGGCUGGACCGCAGGUCCCAGAGAUCUGCGUCGCGGUUACACGAUCUGCAGAUAUACUGUCUUGCUUGCCAGUAUCUCAACGGGUGUGCCCGCACCUCCGCGUCUUGGAGCUUAGUCGGUAUCGGCAUCCGGCUUGCGCAAGAUAUCGGAGCCCAUAAGCAAAAAGUGUACAGCAAAACCCCGGGUAUCGAAGACGAGCUCUUCAAGCGCACGUUCUGGGCCCUCAUCUGGCAGGAUCGGCUGGUUGGCAUCACGCUAGGUCGGCCAUGUACACUUCUGGAAGAAGACAUUGAUGUGGAACUGCCGUUGGAGAUCGACGACGAGUACCUGGCCGAGCGCAAACAGCCGCCAGGAAAACCGUCGCAGCUGUCAUACUUCGUCAGCGCCAUCAAGCUCGUCCAGAUAGCAGGUCUCAUCCUUCGGACAAUCUACGCUAGUAGUAAAGCCAAGACGAUGUACGGCUUCAACGGCCAUGACUGGGCCCAAAGAACAGUAUCAAACUUCGACUCCGUCCUGAAUGGCUGGGUCGAUUCCCUUCCUGAUCACUUGCGCUGGGACCCAACUCGAGAGGACCUAAUCUUCUUCGGCCAAUCCUGCCAUCUCCACGCCUACUACUACAACCUCCAGAUCCUCGUCCACCGCCCCUUCCUCUCCGACCGCGCAGACUCCUCCCCCAUCGCUUUCCCCUCCCUUGCAAUCUGCCUCAAUGCCGCGCGCUCCGUCGCCCGCAUCGCGCACCGCAUUCUCGAAUGGGAGCCCUCGCCGCCAAUGUACUUCGCGUUCGUCUUUUGCGCGCAGUCGUCAGCCGUGACGCUCUUGCUCGGAAUAUGGAGCGUCAGGCGCUCAGGCCUCGCGAUUGAUCCGGCGAAGGAGAUGGAUAAUAUCCAUGAUAUAUUGAAGUACUUCAUGGUGCUUGAAACCCGAUGGUACACCGCAGGUCGUCUCAGAGAUGUCCUACGAACGCUCAUGUCCCUGACCGGUCUCCAAAUGCCCCCCGAAGAGCAUCCCGUUGUCGUCCGCCGGAAACGCGCCCACGAGACGAUCUACGACUCAAUAGGCGAAACGCCCGCCAGCGCAAUGGUCGAGCGCGUGCUCGACCAAGCUCAAAUAGUCAUGCAACGCGAAGACGCGACGCUGCGCGAGGAUCGGCCCAUAGCCGGCUCAAGCCGCGUCCAAGCGGCGCUCAGCCCGACCUUGUCACACGCGUCGCACGGAACGUCCAGGAGCAAUAGUAACAGUGGAUACGCUAGCGACUUGCUCAACGGCGCCUCGAUGAACCUCCCAUUGCUCUCCGGCGAGCUUGGACGUAUGGCACCCGACGAUCCGCUGCGCGGCUUGAACUCGACCAACGAAGACAGCAAUAUGAGCGGGUUAGCUAACGCUAGUGCCUUUACUUUUGGACAGGGCGGCGGCGUUUCAUUCGAGGAUGCGUUCGGACCGCUGGGUUUGGGUGGCUUUGCGAUGGCACCGUCCGGCCUCAACGACACGACUAUGUCCGUGAUGGGCUUUCAACAAGGGCUUGGAGGCGGUGGCCUCGGCGAUGGUGGAGGCCUUGGAGGCGGUGGGGGUCUUGGAGGUGGGAUGGCUAAUGGGCCCGACACUUGGGCUUCCGUACCUACCAGCUACGGGGAAGGGGAUUGGGACACUUUCCUAAGGGAGCUUGGUGGGCAUGGCGAGCACCCGUCUUCGCAGGGAACGACGCCAUCCUCGCUCGCCGUCGACUCCACACAUUGA